UGGCGUCAGCCAGUUAUAAAAAAAAAAUGUCAUAACAAAAGCACAUGAUUAUAAAUUAUUGUUAAUCCUUUCGUUGUCUAAGUUUUUAAUUUGGAUAUUAUCGAAAGAAUAUAUUAAUAAAUUCAUACCAUAAUGGGUAAAUCAAGACAUAAUGCAAAGGCGAGAAAAGUUGUUAAAACGAAUAUUGACAACACAGAAACCAACGAGAUAAAAAUUGAUUUUGCUAAUAAUGAAUAUGGUACAUCUGAUGCCAGUAAUUUAUUGGUCUUGCCAUCCAAGAAAAGGCAGACUAAGAUUGUGCAAGAAAAAAAGGAAAAAACAAAAUUCCUUUCAAAAGCUCAACGAAAACAACUCGAAAAAAUUGUUGAUAAGAAAAAGAAAAAAGAAAAUCGAGCAGCUCUCUUAGAGUCACUGUCGCAAGUACAAGCAUCACCAGAUGAAGUGAAACAAAUGACAGCUAUAUCUGCUGUGCAAACAAUUGGCCUCAGGCAGUUGUCAAAGUUACAAUUAGAAGCACCUGUGGAGAAAACAGAAAUAGCAGUAAACAAGAAGUUUAGCAGUAUCGCAGGAGCUAAAAAACGACUAAGACUCUUAAAAAUGGACAAUGCUGGUAAAACAAAGAAGAGUAAAUAUGAUCCAAAUGUUGUUGGACUUGAACAAUCAUCCAGUGAAGAAAUUAGUUCAGAAUCAGAUGAUGAUGAACCAGUUGUUCUACAAAAUAGAAAUGAAGAAAUUGUAUUAGUGAAAAAUGACAUAGUAAAUGAUGAAAAUAAAGUUCAAAAUGUUGUAAAAGAUAUAAGGAAAGAUAUUACAACUACUAAAGAUAAUAUAAAAGGGAAAGAAAAAAGUAUAUCUAAAAAAGUAAAAAAACAUGAACUUAAUACUAUUGAGAAUAAAGAGAAAGAGAAAAAGCCACUGCUUGAACAUAAAACAGUUCAUAUAGAAGUGAAGAGAGAUCCAAAAGUGCAAGUGGCGAGAUUGAAGCUACCAAUUUUGGGAGAAGAACAAAGAAUUAUGGAGUUGGUGAAUGAGAAUGAGUUCUUGAUAGUGGCUGGUGAAACUGGCAGCGGUAAAACAACACAGCUUCCCCAAUUCCUUUACGAAGCGGGCUAUGCUGAACACAAAAUGAUAGCAGUGACUGAACCUCGACGGGUUGCCACGGUCGCCAUGGCGGCACGUGUCGGCCACGAGCUGGCGCUUAGUAGCAAGGAAGUUUCCUAUCUAAUGCGGUUUGAAGGAAAUGUUACUAAGGACACCAAAAUCAAGUUUAUGACUGAUGGUGUCCUUUUAAAAGAAAUUCAAUCAGAUUUUCUACUGAGUAAAUACUCAGUAGUGAUUAUCGAUGAGGCCCACGAGAGAAGUGUUUACACCGAUAUAUUACUUGGUUUGCUGUCCAGAAUAGUACCGUUAAGAAGAAAGCGCGGGAAUCCACUCAGAUUGAUCAUUAUGUCUGCCACAUUGAGAAUAGAAGACUUUACUGAGAAUACCAGGUUGUUUAAAGAACCACCUCCUGUGAUUAAAAUAGAUUCAAGACAGUAUCCCGUAACAAUACAUUUCAACAAGCACACUUACAGUGACUAUUUGAAAGAAGCAUUCAGAAAGACUGUCAAAAUACACACAAGACUGCCUGAAGGAGGGAUUCUUAUAUUUGUGACAGGUCAGCAAGAGGUGAAAUAUCUCGUACGUAAAUUGAAGGCAUCCUUUCCUUACCGCAAAGAUGUGGACUAUUCGAAGCUGAUAACAAAGACGAAGCCGAUUAACGAAGCUGAUGCUGCCCUGGACUCGGAACCUGAUGAUAUCGACUCUGAUGAUGAUGAGGUGGAGAAGGAAAUGAAACGCGCCAAGAAAGCAAGAAGAAAAGCUAAGCAGAAAAUCAAAACGUUACCAAAGAUUAACUUGGAUGACUAUGACAUGCCAGAUGACGAUGGACAAGCAGAUCUCGUCGACAAUGAUGAUGAGAGUGAAGGACACUUGAGUGACUCUGAUGCAGAAGAAGACACACUCACACCAACAAUAAAGUCUUGCAGACAGCCUCUAUGGGUUCUUCCUCUAUACUCUAUGCUCAGUUCCUCUAAGCAAGCCAAAGUGUUUGCACCACCUCCAGUUGGAGCGAGGCUAUGCGUAGUUAGUACCGACGUCGCUGAAACAUCCCUCACUAUACCCGCUAUAAAAUACGUUGUCGACAGUGGGAAAAAGAAAAUGCGCGUGUAUGACCACGUGACCGGCGCGAGCGCAUGGCGUAUAGUGUGGACAUCGCAGGCGAGCGCGGGGCAGCGGGCGGGACGCGCGGGACGAGUGGGCGCGGGGCACGCGUACCGGCUGUACAGCAGCGCUGUAUUCCAGCACGAUUGUCCGCCACACCAUCCGCCCGACUUAUGCCGCCGCCCAGUCGACGAUCUCGUACUUGCCAUGAAGUGCAUGGGCAUAGAUAAGGUGGUGAAUUUUCCAUUCCCGACUGCACCGGAUAGAAUGCAACUCAGGCUAGCGGAAAAGCGUCUUGAAACACUCGGUAUCUUGGAAAAACCCGAAGUAAAGAAGAAGAAAGUGGAUGAUGAUGAUAUGUUAAAGGUGACGCCGUUAGGUAAAGCUGUAUCGGCAUUCCCCUUGUUGCCUCGAUAUGGAAAAAUGCUAGCACUCAGUCAUCAACAGAAUCUCUUAUCUUAUACUAUUGCCCUGGUAUCAGCUCUUACAGUACCUGAGGUAAUGAGUGGAAAACCGGACAGCUGGCCCGCAACUGGUCAUACGCUCUUGUUGGGUGAUCCCGGAGUACUGCUUCGAGCUGUUGGCGCCGCGGAGUAUGCAUACGUCAAAGGCGAGGAGGAAUUGUUCUGCGCUAAAUAUGGAAUUAGAGAAAAGGCUAUCAAGGAAAUCCGAAAGCUGCGCAAACAAUUGACAUCAGAGAUUAAUCUCAGCGUCGCAGGGGUGGACGUAACAAUAGAUCCUGAGAUGAAACCUCCGAACGAUAAUCAAGCCAGACUGUUACGGCAAUUGGUGCUUAGUGGACUGGGUGAUCAAGUUGGCAGGAAAAUUGGACUGGACGAGGUCAAGGAAGGCGAAGACAAACGUAAAUUUAAAUACGCGUACCACUGCGGCGAGUUAGAAGAACCGGUGCACCUACAUUCGGAGUCUAUUCUCCGCAAGACAAUACCAGAAUGGGUGGUGUAUCAAGAGUUGUACGAGACCGGUGCUGAGGAGCGACGGAAGAUGGUCAUGAGGAAUGUGACGGCCAUAGAGCCUGAGUGGCUGCCGGUCUACGUGCCACAGUUGUGCAAUUUGGGUGAACCCUUAUCCGACCCAGAGCCGAGAUAUGACGAGAAGUCGGGACGUGUAAAAUGCCAUUUUAAAGGAACGUUCGGUAAAUCCGGGUGGGAGUUGCCCACCGUUGAGAUUGAUUAUCCGGAAAAAAUAGAAAGAUACAGAUGGUUCGCUCGUUUCCUAUUAGAAGGAGUUGUGUUCCCGAAACUACGUAAAUACACAGCGUCCUUACUCUCUCCGCCGUCCACGAUGGUUAAAAGCUGGGCAAAGCUGCAGCCUAGAACAGAAAUUUUAUUGAAAGCCUUAAUAAUGAAGAGGGUAGGAACUAGAGAUGCUUUGCAAGAAAUUUGGAAAGAGCAGUCGAAUUAUUUAUUGAAUGAAUAUUUGAAAUGGCUGCCAGAGUCAGCGCAUAACGAAGCAACUUUGUAUUGGCCUCCUUUGUGAUAAUGAUAUUAUGAAUUAUUGUAAAUAUUGUAAAUAAAUUCCUUUGUUAUUAUA
This is a messenger RNA of Galleria mellonella (greater wax moth), 3753 nucleotides long. RefSeq names its product probable ATP-dependent RNA helicase kurz (gene kz). Lineage: Eukaryota; Metazoa; Arthropoda; Insecta; Lepidoptera; Pyralidae. The transcript has 19 exons. Gene Ontology annotation, molecular function: ATP binding; RNA binding. The coding region runs from base 133 to 3699 and encodes 1188 amino acids. The record is from RefSeq and is a predicted model, not a curated record. Gene Ontology annotation, cellular component: nucleolus; intracellular anatomical structure. Gene Ontology annotation, biological process: maturation of SSU-rRNA from tricistronic rRNA transcript (SSU-rRNA, 5.8S rRNA, LSU-rRNA).